This is a messenger RNA of Eurytemora carolleeae, 2634 nucleotides long. It is a transcript of the gene Pop1, whose product is annotated as ribonucleases P/MRP protein subunit POP1. The coding region runs from base 9 to 2624 and encodes 871 amino acids. The record is from RefSeq and is a predicted model, not a curated record. Gene Ontology annotation, biological process: tRNA 5'-leader removal. The transcript has 17 exons. Gene Ontology annotation, cellular component: nucleolar ribonuclease P complex; ribonuclease MRP complex. Gene Ontology annotation, molecular function: protein binding. Lineage: Eukaryota; Metazoa; Arthropoda; Copepoda; Calanoida; Temoridae.
CAGAAGAAAUGGAUGAUUUGCCAAAAGAUAUACAAAUUGGUCCGUUUUUGAAAAGUCGGGUCAAAGAACUGUCAGGGUUGGCCUACGUCGUCUCAUCUGAUUUAAAGCAUGGAAAGCUUGCCAGCCAACAGGUUCCGCGGCAUAUGCGACGACGGGCUGUUAGUCAUGAUGUUCGUCGUCUUCCACGAAGACUAAGAGAUAAGUAUCUGAAAGAGAAGAACCAAGGUGGUGGGAAUGUUCCUGCUAGUAAACGACCAAGCAGACGACACAGAAGACGGCCUGGUAACUUACUGAAGGAGUAUAACAGGCGUCAAAUGAAAAAAUUCUGGUUGGAAACUCAUAUUUGGCAUGCUAAAAGAUUUCAUAUAUUGGAGAAAUGGGGAUACAAGAUACCUGGAUAUCCGAACGACAAGGGAUGGCGAGCUUGUUAUAGAGGAUCUAAAUCUAGUGCUCUUGUGUUUGACGUUUCAUACCUCAACCUUAUUCAAGUUCAGGGAAAAUCAGAUGUUCUUGGUUCUACUCUUAACUCUCUAACUCAAAACAAGACUGGAAAAACCUUUGAUGCCUCCAGUGCUGGCAAAGAAGAGACUGCACUGGUUUUUACAGCUUCUGGAAAAGUCAUUGGCGAAGUUACAUACUUUUGGGUUUCUCAUUCCCAGGUAGAACAUGACAAGAAAGAAGAUAAUUCAACAAUUUGGAUUUUUGUUCAUCCCGCUUUUAUUCAACAAAUCAUGGCAGAGCUAAAACUAGCAUUCAAAGUUCUUGAUACCGAGUUUAUGAACGCAUCUGAAGAUUCGAACGAACCAUUGUUAAAGAAGUUAAAGCUUGAUCCUGAAACUUCAGAUGAGGCUAAGACUAAAGUUCUCAACCCUCCUUCUUUAUUGUCUGAAUGUUCUGAAAUCAAUGAGAAGAGUUUGAACAUGGAGAAGAGUGUGAACAUGAAGAAGAAUGUAAACCUUGAGAAGAUGUCGACCAGGAAUAUUCCAGCAAAUCGGGCUCCUUCAUAUCAUGGUUUAGAAGGAACUACUAUCACCGACUUUCAAGGGACUGUUAACAGAUUUCGACUAGUUGGUCCUAAAAGCGCGGAAAUUCUAAGAUCUGUUUGUGUGCCAGCUGAUGUGGAAAGCAGUGAACUUGUGUCAGAAAAGAAGGAUUUAACUUGGUGGAGGGAUCACUACUCGAGCGACAAGAAUAAGGUUAAUUUCAAGUCAGAGACAGAAUCCUUCAAGUCAGGAAAUAAUGCAAAUAUUGCAUUAACUGUUCGGGAUCCCCGUCUUCUGUUACCCAUUAAGAAAUGUCCAGCUAUCAAAUCUCCCUCCUCAUCUCCUACAAAGACAUCUAUUAUGACCUCUAAGCCUGCCUCCCUGGAAGCUGAAGCUGCUUCUAAAACUAUUGCAACUGAUCCUAAAGUACCUGAACCUGGAGGAGUCCCAACCAUUACACAGAAUUUAUGGCUGGAAUCUCCAUUCUUCUCCGCCUCAAUACGAGAUGCAGUAACGUUAUCCAAGUGUUCUGAUGCAGAAAUCAACAAACAUCGUAGCAAUCUUUUAAUCCCUGGUUCCAGGCUUACUUUAGGUGUUGAUGAGUCACGUGUUCCUGUUCUCAUUCUGAAACAAGAUACUGGAUACGAUCUACUUGUCCCUGCAGGUUGGGGAAUGUCCUUCUGGCAAUGUCUGGUGUUCAACGGGUGCCGAGCGGGGGGAGAUAAAGAACUACAACAGCAUACGAUUGAACAGGGUAAACCUCCUCUCCUGCAUCGGUAUCCAGACGCCCUUGCUGGCCAACAGGAGCUGGAAAACAUUGCAAAAUCCACCAAAGCUCAUCAUUUUGCUCUCCCGCCAAAUAAACGUGUCAACUUUGCCAAACUUGGCAUAGCCUCUCCGUUCCAGCCUCCAUGGACUGUUCUGGUGAAAGACUGGAGAACGGAUAACAGCCUCCAACCUAGUCAACUACCAGAGGCUGUCCAUGUACUAAGGGAUGAAGAUGUACUAAAGAGAUUACGGGUAGGAGAUGUAAAAGGUCUGGAGGUGCUGUUGGAUCAUUUGGUUGCAGUCAAAUUAAGAAUUGAAGGAAAAGGAAAACUUGGAGAGAACACAAUCAUUUGUAUUCCUUCCCCUCAGGAUUUGGAAGUUUUGGAGGGUCCAACGGAGAGGAUACAGGAGGACAGUAUGGAGAAGGAGAGGAAGGAGACGAGGGAAAACCAUCAGUUAACCAAAAAGAGAUUAAAGCGUCAAUGGAAGAAGUUAAAGGAUAAAGAGGUUUUAUUGAAGACCCAAUCAAGUGCCCUUGGAAAGCCGCUGGAUCAGGAAAGACUGAAUCUGAUUGCCUCCAACAGGAAUAUCGUCAAGCAAAUCCGCGAACAAAAGAAUGCCGAGUUUAGCGCCAGAAAUGAAGAGCUGUGGAUCGGAGAUUUCAACACAGUCCGAAACUCGUGCAAACGGGAAAUUUUCGGGUUCAUCACAGCUGCCAAUAUGUCGUACACCAUAGGAGGAUAUUUAGGCUUUGGUUUUGUCAGUCUCCGAGGUCUUCUCAAGUGGAAAGAGAUUUCCAAUUCUAAAUCUCUUGUGCUCACUCGGGAGACGUCAAGUACACAGUACAGAUUUUCUUCCCUAACUAUUUUGUGAUAUUUUCAGA